AUGACUGCAUCCAGAAAUGGCAGAUUUAUGUCAACAGACUCUAAUAAAACCGAUGAGCGCUUCAAAGUUGAGGAAGCAGAGACAGUUAAUAUGGCCCCACCUCCAACAGAGAAGUUGCUUGUGCUGGGUGGAAAUGGAUUUGUUGGCUCACAUGUUUGCAAAGAAGCUUUAGAUCGAGGUUUGUCUGUUGCUAGCCUUAGCAGAUCUGGUAGGUCGUCCAUACAAGAAUCUUGGGCCGGGAGCAUGGCUUGGCAUCAAGGAAAUUUGCUUUCAGAUAAUUCAUGGAAGGAAGCAUUCAAAGGAGUUUCUUCUGUUAUUUCUUGUGUUGGUGGUUUUGGCUCUACCUCAUACAUGUAUAAGAUCAAUGGAACUGCCAACAUUAAUGCAAUUAGAGCUGCUGCAGAACAAGGUAUUGAUAGACUGAUUAGUCUGCUUCUAUGUGAUGUCUCUGUCCCUCUCGCACACACAGAUUUUGUUUUCCAUGUGAUUGUUAAUGAGUAA
Messenger RNA from Ilex paraguariensis (yerba mate), 501 nucleotides. NCBI's taxonomy places the organism in Eukaryota, Viridiplantae, Streptophyta, Magnoliopsida, Aquifoliales, Aquifoliaceae. The record is from the annotation of a GenBank genome assembly.